AGUUUGUUAUCAUGUCACGAUAACGUUCGCCGUAACAACGGUCCCGGCAAGUCGUACGGUCCGUUGACUUCGCCAACUGAAAAACUACCCGAAACAGUGACUCGUUGUGGGUGCAUUGUUUUUUCUUGAAUGGCGUGUGGAUUUUCAUUAACUCAAAUGAGGCAGUUUUGCUGAUUGUUGACUCAGAGGGCCGGUUAUGUCCAUCGAAAACGACCAUUUUUAUAAAACGUGUGUAUCACUUUUACGCGUUGUUCAACUGAGUACCGCUCCAUAACUAAGUUUGCCAAGGUCCGUAGUACCAAUUGUCUGAAAAAGGUAUAAUUAAGAAAAAACAUUAACAUGUUACAAAUAAUUGCUGUCAAAGAUCUGUAUCACUCUUGAAUCAACCUAUAUGUAUGUAUAUAUGUAACGUGUACUUAACCCUUUAGAACUACCUUCUGGAUCUGAUGGAGAACGUUUACAAAGACAUUUCGCCGAAUAAUUUCACAGAGGAUGCCGACGGAGGGGAGGAUAUGUUGAAAUUGAUUAAACGUGUCGAAAUAUUGUCCAUGGCUUGCCAUCUCGGCCAUCGUCAUUGCGUAUUGGAGAGCGCACGUCACUUUCACAAUUGGAUGGAGGUGGCCAAUCCGGACAACAAUAAUCCAAUUCCACCGAAUUUGCGUGGCAUUGUUUAUUGCACAGCAAUUCAAUAUGGCAGCGAGUACGAAUGGGAAUUCGCUUUCCAACGCUAUCGCAGUACUACAGUCUCAACCGAAAAAGAACUACUACUCAGCGCACUCGGCUACUCCCUUGAACCGUGGAUAUUGGCGCGCUACUUGCGACGCUCAAUCAGUGGUGAAGACAUUCGCAAACAAGACGUAUAUAGGGUAUUUGCGGCAGUGUCGGGCAAUGUGGUGGGCCAGCAGAUCGCCUUUGAUUUCAUGCGUAAUAACUGGGAGGAGAUCAAGACAUACUUGGGUUCCACCAUGUCCAAUCUGAAUAUGAUUUUGAAAUUUGCCACAAAACGCAUGAAUUCGAAAUUUUUCCUCACUGAAUUGGAGUCUUUUAUUAAAACGGAUGUUAAAGAUAAUGGCCGGUCCAUUCAACAAAUUCUCGAACAGGUGCGUAUCAAUGUCGAUUGGAUGUCCCGCAACUACCAGGAUAUCAUCGCAUGGUUAAAGCUCGAGGCGUCAGCAAGGCAACGAAGGGAUGGUACACCGAAAGUAGCUCACUAAUUGAUAAUCAAAUUUGUUUUUAAAUAAAAUUUUGUGUGUUCUUAUUGUUGUAAAAUAAUGGUAAAUAUUUUACAUUUCCACGUGAAAAGUGUAAUUUAAUUCUGUGUUGCGAAGCCAAUGUAAACAUUUUUAAGUAUUCUAAGUAAUUUUUAUAAAAUUACAGUAUGUGUGUUAGUAAACUAAAUCGAAUCAAAACAAAAUUUCUUAUUAAAAAAUCAUUCACACUUAUUUUGUAUUAAUAUUGUUGUAUUACUUGACAAGAGAGAACCCAGAUAUUUGUGUGUGCGAAUCAAAUUCAACUAACCGUUAUAUUUAACGCACAGCCAAACUAGCAUUGCUUUGUUAAAACGGUUGUUGUUCUGGUGGCAAAAAUGUUCCAGUCAAUCACAACAAUAAAUUUUCUUAACGUUGAACCUUUCGAUAAGAAACGUGUAUUAAUUUUGUUAAAUUGUAAAAGAUUAAAUAAAGAAGAAGAAGAUGCUAAAAAAUUGUGUUUUUAGUGCAUCUAAAGUGUUGUUUACUUUUAUUUGAGAAUUGCCGAAACCAAAGUACCCACCUUUGUUCUCUAUAUCGUGUGUUAAUCUUAUCAAAUGUUAUUAAAAUUACAUUAGUUUGCUAACAUACAUACAUACAUAUUUAUAUAUAUACAUACAUACGUACACAUUAUCUUUUAUGAAUAGUGCUAAGCAAAAUUAUAAUUAUUAUAUCAUAGGUAUAUUUUUAUUUUAACUUAAUGUGAGUGUGUAAAGUGUGUACUUAAUAUAAAUUAAAAACUUCACUAUAUUAAAAUGCAAUAUGGGUAUUCACCAACUGUUCACAACCGUCGUUGCUUGAGCUAA
Molecule: messenger RNA, 2053 nt
Organism: Rhagoletis zephyria (snowberry fruit fly)
Lineage: Eukaryota; Metazoa; Arthropoda; Insecta; Diptera; Tephritidae
Product: Suppressor of ER stress-induced death
Biological process (GO): proteolysis; peptide catabolic process
Cellular component (GO): cytoplasm; membrane
Molecular function (GO): zinc ion binding; peptide binding; metalloaminopeptidase activity
Source: RefSeq, a predicted model, not a curated record